AUGAGGAUGCGGAGCUUACUGGUGCUCGCGGCCAUCGGCCUGGCCGCUGCCGAGGACGGCCUCAACGGCUGGCUUCGCUAUGCGCGGAUCAAGGGAGCACGCGAUUUCCACGACAGGCUGCCGUCUACCAUUGUCGCACUCAACGCCACCGAGGGGCUCCCCGUCUACACGGCCGGCCAGGAGCUCGCCCAGGGCAUCGAGGGCAUCUUCGGCAAGAAGGUCGACCUCGACGUCGACCUCGCAACGGCCGGCGCCGGCAAGAGUAACGGCAAGGGCAAGGGCAAUGGCAAGGGCAAAGGAAAGGGCAACAACGGCCACGGCCACGACCGCGACACCACCGCCACGGUUGGGACGGUCGCGGCGUAUGUCGACAGCAACCCCGGCGCUGCUGCCGCCGGCAUCCCCGAGCUGGCCGACGACGGCUUCUACCUCCGGGUCUCGCGCGGUAACGUCCUGAUCCUCGGCCAGAACGAGCGCGGCGCCCUGUACGGCGCCUUCCACUACCUCUCGCUGCUCGCGCAGGGCAACGCAUCCGACUACACGCUGGCGUCCAACCCGGACGCGCCGAUCCGGUGGGUGAACCAGUGGGACAACAUGCAGGACGGCGGCACCCACGGCAGCGUCGAGCGCGGCUACGGGGGCGACUCCAUCUUCUUCUGGGACGGCAAGGUCCGCGACGACCUGACCCGGGCCGGACUCUACGCCCGCCUGCUCGCCUCCAUCGGCGUCAACGCGGUCGUCGUCAACAACGUCAACGCCGACCCCAAGACGCUGACGCCCGAGAACAUGGACGGCCUGGCCCGCAUCGCCAACGCCUUCCGGCCCUACGGCGUCCAGCUGGGCGUCUCGCUCAACUUCGCCUCGCCCCAGACCCUCGGCGGACUCGACAGCUUCGACCCCCUGGACGAGCGAGUGGUGGAGUGGUGGCGGGACAUCACCGACGCCCUCUACGAGCGGAUCCCCGACAUGGCCGGCUACCUGGUCAAGGCCAGCUCGGAGGGCCAGCCCGGCCCCUUGACGUACAACCGGACGCUCGCCGACGGCGCCAACCUGUUCGCGCGCGCCCUCAAGCCGCACGGCGGCCGCGUCCUGUUCCGCGCCUUCGUCUACGACCACACCAGCCUGGACGAGGACAAGGACUGGAAGGCGGACCGGGCCAAGGCGGCGGUCGAGUACUUCGACGGCCUCGACGGCAAGUUCGAGGACAACGUGGUGAUCCAGAUCAAGUACGGCCCCAUCGACUUCCAGGUGCGCGAGCCCGCGUCCCCCCUCUUCUCGCGCCUGGUCCGCACCGCCUCCGCCCUCGAGCUGCAGAUCACGCAGGAAUACCUCGGCCAGCAGGCCCACCUCGUCUACCUGGCGCCCAUGUGGAAGGAGAUCCUCGACUUCGACUUCCGCGUCGACGGCCGGCCCUCGCGCACCGCCGACAUCCUCAACGGCAAGCGCUUCGGCCGCCGCCGCGCGGGCGGCUACGCCGGCGUCGCCAACGUCGGCACCAACACGACCUGGCUGGGCAGCCACCUGGCCAUGUCCAACCUGUACGCCUUCGGCCGCCUCGCCUGGGACCCGUCGUCCGAGCCCGAGAGCGUCCUCCGCGACUGGAUCCGGCUGACCUUCGGCGACGACCCGAAGGUGCUCGACGUCAUCACGCGCAUGUCGAUGGCCUCGUGGCCGGCCUACGAGAACUACAGCGGCAACCUGGGCAUCCAGACGCUGACCGACAUCCUGCUGGGCCACUACGGCCCGAACCCGGCCUCGCAGGACGGCAACCCGUGGGGCCAGUGGACGCGCGCCGACGCCGACAGCAUCGGCAUGGACCGCACCGUCUGGAACGGCACCGGCUUCUCGGGCCAGUACCCGCCCGAGGUCGCGGCCCGGUUCGAGAGGAUCGAGACGACGCCGGACGAGCUGCUGCUCUGGUUCCACCACGUCCCCUACACGCACGUCCUCAAGUCCGGCAAGACGGUCAUCCAGCACUUCUACGACGCCCACUACGAGGGCAGCGCCGUGGCCCAGACCUUCCCGCGCCUGUGGGAGACGCUCCGGGGCCGGGUGGACGACGAGCGGUUCGAGCACGUCCUGUUCCGGCUCGAGUACCAGGCCGGCCACGCGCUCGUCUGGCGCGACAGCAUCAACAACUUCUACUUCAACAAGUCCGGCAUCCCCGACGCCCGCGGCCGCGUCGGCCACCACCCGUACCGCAUCGAGGCCGAGCACAUGCGGCUGGACGGCUACGUCCCCUACGACGUGAGCCCCUUCGAGGCCGCCAGCGGCGCCCGCUGCGUCGUGACGCGCGACAACUCGACCGCCACCGCCGCCACCGCCAGCGUCGAGCUGCGCCACGUGCCCACGGGCACCUACGACGUCGCCGUCAACUACUACGACAUGGCCAUCGGCAACUCCACCUGGGAGCUCUACAUCGGCCGCCGCCGCGUCGGCCGCUGGAAGGGCGACCUCGAAUACAACCUCGGCCGCGCCCCGUCCCCCUACAUCGACGGCCAGACCGCCGCCCGCGUCACCUUCCGCCGCGUCCACAUCGAGAGGGGCAGCACCCUCAAGAUCGUCGGCAGGCCGGACGGCCUGGAGCCCGCCCCCAUCGACUACGUCUCCAUCCUGCCGCUGGGCAUUGUCGACUAA
Messenger RNA from Thermothelomyces thermophilus ATCC 42464, 2637 nucleotides. Its product is annotated as glycoside hydrolase family 67 protein. Gene Ontology annotation, cellular component: extracellular region. The record is from RefSeq and is a predicted model, not a curated record. Gene Ontology annotation, biological process: xylan catabolic process. The coding region runs from base 1 to 2637 and encodes 878 amino acids. Lineage: Eukaryota; Fungi; Ascomycota; Sordariomycetes; Sordariales; Chaetomiaceae. Gene Ontology annotation, molecular function: alpha-glucuronidase activity. The transcript has a single exon.